AUGUUCUCAGUACAUCAAAAGCGCAAGAAAAAAAAGGGACCUACAAAGGAUGAUUAUGUGACAAAGAUUGAUAAGCAAAAGGAACAUGGACAUCUUAAUGUCAAAUCCAAACAGUGCCCCAAAUAUAAGGAAACAUUAACAGAAAUGCUUCAGAAAGAUUUUGGUGGGAGUAUGGAAAAAUUCACACGAAAGUUAUACCUAGAAUCUGUAUUACGACCUUCACAUAAAGCUUUAUUUACUGAUAAAGUUAUAAAACUUAGUGAGUUUAUCAAAAAUGUCACUUUUCAUCGUAUGAUUACAUGGUAUAGCGAUUCUCUAUCUGCUGCUCGUGUUACGCUUGGAACAACUUAUCUCAAUCAUAUUGUUGAGAUUUUUAAAGAUAGAUUAGGCAUGCCGAAGGGAUUUCUAUAUAUGAUGGCAGAAAAAUACUGUUAUGAGCGCCUUUUAGGUUCCAAUGGAAACCCAAAGUGGCCCAAACAAUUUGAUUUAGUCCGUAUUGCACAUGUUUACCAGAUCACUGGAAUAAUUCAAAAAUUCAAAAAUUGGCUUUUAAUCUCACCUAAUACUACAAAUAUAACUGCAUCACCCACCAAGUUUAUAUCUGUUUUAGGGUAUAUUAUUAGUGAGUUGGAAUCAUUCUGUAGCAACUGCACUGAUCCAUUAGAUAAGCCAAGAAGUUUGUCGCUUGCACCUACUCCUAGCUUGCGCUGGAAGUAUAUAUCUAUCAAUUGUAUAUCUCUUGCUACUAUUGUAAAGAAAAAAUCCGGUACAAUCUAUAGAGAAAACAUUGAACAGUUUUACCCUACUUUUGAUUCUAAAAAGUUUCGAUUUGAAAGUAAAGUGGCUGAAGAAAAGUUCAUUCAAAAUUCAGAUGUCAUUCCUCUCAUUAUUUUUGCUGAAGGUAUGAAGAAUAACGAUAUGGUAGUAAUCAAGGAUCACGCUUUUGGUGCCACUAGAGUGCUUCAAAGAGAGCUUCAACUAAGGUCUAUAACCUUUGGAUCUGUAGUGGUAGACAUCAAUGAGUUUAGAACCUCCAAUGCCAGUAUUGUUACUGUUUUCAAGUAUUGA
This is a messenger RNA of Cokeromyces recurvatus, 1068 nucleotides long. RefSeq lists its product as uncharacterized. NCBI's taxonomy places the organism in Eukaryota, Fungi, Mucoromycota, Mucoromycetes, Mucorales, Mucoraceae. The transcript has 6 exons. Bases 1 to 1068 code for a protein of 355 amino acids. The record is from RefSeq and is a predicted model, not a curated record.